AUGCACAGAACUUACUCUUUGAGAUCUCAAAAGGCCCCUACCGCUGCUCAAUUGCAGUCGCCUCCACCACCUCCAUCCACCACCAAGUCCAAGUUCUUUGGCAAGGGUGGAAUCACCUCCACUUUCAGAAAGAACUUUGCUGGUGUCACUGCUCCUGAAUUGUCCAGAAAAUUAGCUCAAUACAUCAAGAUGGAAAAAAAUGUUAUGAGAGCCAUUGAAUUGACCGCAAGAGAACGUCGUGACGUUGCUAAGCAAUUGUCUCUCUGGGGUGAGGAUAACGACGAGGAUGUCUCGGAUGUCACUGACAAGUUGGGUGUUUUGAUUUACGAAAUCGGUGAGUUGGAAGACCAAUUCAUUGACAAGUAUGAUCAAUACAGAAUCACUUUGAAGACCAUCAGAAACAUCGAGGCCUCUGUCCAACCUUCUAGAGACAGAAAGCAAAAGAUCACCGACGAGAUUGCCCACUUGAAGUACAAGGACCCACAAUCGCCUAAGAUUCCUGUUUUGGAACAGGAAUUGGUUAGAGCAGAGGCCGAGUCUUUGGUUGCUGAGGCUCAAUUAUCUAAUAUCACCAGAGAGAAGUUGAAGGCCGCUUACAACUACCAAUUCGAUGCCAUGAGAGAAUUGGCUGAGAAGUAUGCCCUCAUAGCCGGAUACGGUAAGGCUUUGUUGGAGUUGUUGGACGACUCUGCUGUCACUCCAGGUGAAACUAGACCUGCUUAUGAUGGCUAUGAAGCUUCUAAGCAAAUCAUCAUCGACGCUGAGAACGCUUUAUCCGCUUGGACCCUUGACUCUGCUGCUGUCAAGCCAACAUUGUCUUUGCACCAGGAAAACCCUGAAGAGCCAGACGAGGAGGAAGUUUAUGAAGCGGAAGAGGAGUUUGCCAAGCACGACGAGAACGGCAUUCACGAGUAA
This is a messenger RNA of Clavispora lusitaniae ATCC 42720, 915 nucleotides long. It is a transcript of the gene PIL1, whose product is annotated as lipid-binding protein. Gene Ontology annotation, cellular component: eisosome filament; plasma membrane. Gene Ontology annotation, biological process: endocytosis; eisosome assembly. The record is from RefSeq and is a predicted model, not a curated record. Gene Ontology annotation, molecular function: lipid binding. NCBI's taxonomy places the organism in Eukaryota, Fungi, Ascomycota, Pichiomycetes, Serinales, Metschnikowiaceae.